AUGGCGCUGCCCCCCAGCGCCCUGGCCAUGGAGUACGUCAACGACUUCGACCUGAUGAAGUUCGAGGUGAAGCGGGAGCCCUCGGAAGGGCGGCCCGGGCUCCCCACCGCCUCCCUGGGCUCCACGCCGUGCAGCUCGGAGCCGCCGUCGCCCUCGUUCAGCGAGCCGGGCGCGGUGGGCGCCGCGGAGGGCGCGCGGCCCGGCCUGGAGGAGCUGUACUGGCUGGCCGCCCUGCAGCAGCAGCUGGGCGCCGGCGAGGGGCUGGGGCUGAGCCCCGACGAGGCCGCCGAGCUGCUGCAGGGCCCGGGCCCGGGCGCCGGGGAGGCGGCCCCCGGCUUCUACGCGGGGAGCCCGGAGCCCGCGGCGGCGCCGCGCCCGCAGCUGGCCGAGCGGUUUUCGGACGCGGCGCUGGUCUCCAUGUCGGUGCGCGAGCUGAACCGGCAGCUGCGGGGCUGCGGGCGCGACGAGGCGCUGCGGCUGAAGCAGAGGCGCCGCACGCUCAAGAACCGCGGCUACGCGCAGGCCUGCCGCUCCAAGCGGCUGCAGCAGCGGCGCGGGCUGGAGGCGGAGCGCGCGCGCCUGGCCGCGCAGCUGGACGCGCUGCGCGCCGACCUGGCCCGCCUGGCCCGCGAGCGCGACCUCUACAAGGCGCGCUGCGAGCGGCUGGCCGCCGCCGGGGACCACGCCCACCUCCUGCUGUGA
Molecule: messenger RNA, 702 nt
Organism: Perognathus longimembris pacificus (Pacific pocket mouse)
Lineage: Eukaryota; Metazoa; Chordata; Mammalia; Rodentia; Heteromyidae
Gene: Nrl
Product: neural retina leucine zipper
Exons: 2
Coding region: 1-702 (233 amino acids)
Biological process (GO): regulation of transcription by RNA polymerase II
Cellular component (GO): nucleus
Molecular function (GO): DNA-binding transcription factor activity, RNA polymerase II-specific; RNA polymerase II cis-regulatory region sequence-specific DNA binding
Source: RefSeq, a predicted model, not a curated record